Messenger RNA from Tuber aestivum (summer truffle), 1802 nucleotides. Lineage: Eukaryota; Fungi; Ascomycota; Pezizomycetes; Pezizales; Tuberaceae. The record is from the annotation of a GenBank genome assembly.
AGAUUAGAUCUGAUAUCAUCCCAAGUCACGCCAAGUUACACCACGCUCUGAAGAUCAAUACUUACAUAAUUCCAAUACCCGGACAAAAGAAGCCCCCGCACACGUACGGUAUUUGCCCUUGCCCCGUUGAAAACAUCAAAAUGGUUUCCAGCAAACGUGUUGUUUUCAACUCAGUCCCUAGCGGCUUCCCAGUCGCUGGAAAAGACCUCAUCCUCGAUACUGUCGAGGUCGACCUCGACAACGUCCCCCAGGGCGGUGUCAUCACCAAGAACUUUUACGUCUCGUUCGACCCGUACCAGCGCGGGCGCAUGAGCGCCCCAAGCGCCAAGUCGUACACCCCGGCAUUUACCCUCCAUCAGCCCAUCACGAACAACGGUAUCAGUCAGAUCAUCAAGAGCGGCAACCCCAAUUUCAAGGAAGGUGAAUUUUGCAGCGGACAAACCGGCACCGAGGAGUACACCGUACACACUGAGAGGACGGCGAAGGGAUUGAAGAAGAUCCACAACCCGUAUAAUCUCCCCUUGAGCUACUUCACGGGUGUGUUGGGAAUGCCCGGAUUGACCGCUUAGUAUGACCUCCACCUCCCCACGGCCUGCAAAUAACGAACCCCCCACAAUUGACAAACAAACGUACGCUACAGCUCCUCCCUCUACGAAAUUGGGAAGCCAAAGAAGGGCGAGACCAUCUUCAUCUCGGCAGCCUCAGGAGCCGUGGGGUCCAUCGUUGGCCAACUCGCGAAGCGGGAGGGCCUCCGAGUAAUCGGCUCUGCCGGCUCGGACGAGAAGGUGGCCUAUAUCAAGAAUGAGCUCAAGUUCGACGAGGCCUUCAAUUACAAGAGCAUCUCGACCGACGAGGCGCUUAGGAAAUACGCACCGGAAGGGAUCGAUAUCUACUACGACAACGUUGGCGGCGAGGCCCUUGACGCCGCUCUGUCCCAUGGCAACCUAAACGCUAGGUUUAUCGAGUGCGGGAUGAUCUCGCAGUACAACCUCGCUGACCCCAAGGACGCUUAUCCCAUUAGAAACAUUAACCUUGUUGUGCCGAAACGGUACACUAUCAGGGUGAGUUAUUUUUUCCUCUUUCCACAUGAUAUCACCCACGUCACAGCAGUAUUAGGGUAUCAUGAUGAUACCAAAGCGCUAGGAUUACCAAGGGGGGGAAAGCUAUCUCCUUUAGGAAAAGGUUCCUGACAUUCUCUUACUCCAACUGCAGGGGUUCAUCGUUGUUGAUGCAGAAUUUGGUCCCAAAUACCAUGAGGAACAUCAAGAGAAGGUUGGUGAAUGGCUCGCAAACAAGGAGUUGAUCUAUCGGGAAUCUGUCAGUGAUGGUAUGGACAAUGCCAUCAAUGGACUCCUUGGUCUGUUCCAGGGAAGGAACUUUGGUAAAGCCGUGCUAAAGGUGCCGUAAACGUCUCCCCCUCCCCUCCCUCCCAUGUCAUGAAAAGCAAAGCACGAGAAGCUUUGUCUCGUUCAUACAUACACUAACCCCUAGUCACCCGCCCACAGAUCGCCGACAUUGAUGGAUAGGUAGGAGAAGAGAGGAAAAAAUAAGAGGGAUAAACCUUCCCCCACUCCAUCAACAGCGGUGGAAAAAAAAAGUCGUCAUGCAAGAAGCACUCAUCUCGGCGAAUUAUUACAUGGUAUAUCACUCGGCCCCCUCCCGUCUCGUCUUGUCUCGGCAAACCAUUGUUUUAAAAAUGCGACUUUCCCCGUUCUCCUUCUCCCCCUCGCAUGAUCACUUUUUUUCCUGCUCCUGCUCGACCACGUGUAAUUAAAUUUCCGCCGAAUGAAUCAAUGAAUCAG